AUGUCUGCUAAAUUGAAAACAUUUGAAGAUAUUUGGAAGAAUAAUAUAGGUGAAAAGGCAAAAAAAUAUGAAAGCGAUUAAACUCAAUAUAAUAAAGAUAAAUUAAAGACAGAAGAAUAUGAGAGAAAAAGUAAAGGUGUUAUCAAUUAAAAUAUUUAGUAAAAUAAAUCUUAGAAUAAUUAAGACAAAGUUUAAAAAUAAAAUGAUAAGCAAAGUGGCCUACUGAAUGAAAAAGAUUGGGAAUAUUUAGAUAGAUUGGGAGAAAAAUUUAGAAUUUUAGAAGAAAAAAGCAGUAAUUAGCAAAAGGAGUUUUAAAGCUCUUUAAAAAAUAUGAAGGGUGAUAAUAAUAAUAAUUAAAAGUAGCAAUAAAAAGAUGCUGAAAAUUUAACUUAUAAAAUGGAUAAUAUUAGAUGCUCACCUUCAAAAGAAUAAAUUUAUAAUUAGUAGAAAAAAAAUAUUGAUAAAGAAUAAAAAUAAAAAAUGGGAGCGAAAUAAAAUUAUGAAACUACCAUCAUCAAAUAAUCUCAAUCAAGUAAUGAAAAAUCAAAUAUAAGCACUCAAAGGAUAGUUAAAUAAGAAAAUAUUGAUUCAUUUAGCUCAAAAUAAACAUUAAAAAAUAAUUACAUUUAGGAUAAAAUGAAUUAGGAGUAAUUUUUUAAUAAUACAAAAACUUAAGAUAUAGAAUUUCAGGAUAAUAAUAGUUAUGAGUGUACUUUCAAGCCUAACGAUUUGAAGAAUAGCUAUAUGAGCUGUCCUUAAUCAGAAAAAGAAAUUUAAAAUUAAAGAUCGAGAAACUUAACUCCAAAUCAUCUGUACGAAGAUGCAGUUUUAAGAAAAUAAAAACAAGAACAAAUGGAAAAAUAAAUGAUUAAAGAAACUAAAAAGUAGACAAACUAAUCAAAAAUAGGAGUUAAUUCUCAAAAAAUUAUCUUGAGUAAAAUUGAAGAAUUUCUGCAGGCAUUGAUUGCAAGUAUUGAAGAGGAUGAUGAUGAUAAAAAUCCUCAAGAAAAUUAAUAUUAAGAAGAAGGAGAUGUAUGUAAAGACAUUUCUACAACUAAAAAAAAGGUGUUAAAGUUUGAAGGAGUGGGGUUCUUUUUUUAGUAAUUGGGAAUUUUUAGAAGUGUAAAAUUUGAAGAAAAUGAGAAUGGUGAUAUUAGCAUUAGCCAGCUAAAAGGUUUAAAUAAUAUAGAAAUAGAGAGAAUGAAAUAAGAGAUGACUUUUCAUGAGGAGCUAUGGAAGAUAAUGUCAAUCGAUUAGCUCUAAUAUAAAGAGCCUGAGGAAAUAGAAUCAAUAUCGAGUAAAUGUUUAUUUGACAUUACUAUGGUUUUAUUAGAAUUAAAGCUUACUGUUUAAUAAAGUGAACUUUUGUUAAACGAAAUUAUUCUGUGUAAUUUAUUUAGUGAAGAUUUUAAUAGAGGUUAAGAAGUCGUUGAUAUUUAUUUUUCUGUACAACACAACUGGACUCUAGAAUAACUUGUAAAGAAUUUUAGAUAAAUUUUUGAUGAUAAAACGACUUUAAUGGACUUUUAUGCUAAUUGGAAUAAGAAAUUAGCUGUUUAAAGCAGCGUUUAUGAAAAUAGCGAAAUGUCUUUUCAUCCUCAAAUCAAUUAAAGAAGUAGGGUUAUGGAUUCAAUGAUUUAGUAGUCAAAAUCUUGCAUAAAUUAAAAAAGGCAUGAAAUUCUCUUUGACCAACACAAAAUUAAAUAAGAAAAAUAAUAGCAACAAAAGGUUGAAAAGCUUUAAAAAGAAGUUUAAUAAUGCACAUUCAAACCUCAAACAAAUGUGUAAAAAAUGAAGGAACAAAGGUCAAAAAAUUCUAAAUAUAAUUAAUAAGAAGGCUUCUAUGAUAAUUAGGAAGAUGAGCAAUAAUAAUAUGAAGAAAAUUAAAAGAGGUAUGAGCAGCUAUUUAAGAUACAUAACAGAAAAUAGAAUUAAAUUAAAGAAAUAAAAGAAUACGUUGAAUUUUAUCGUUAAGAGUAAGAGUUAGAGCAAUGCACUUUUUAACCUUAAACUAGUGAAAUAAAUAAAGAAAUGCUGUAGGAAGGAUAGCUUUAGAAUAUUAAAGGUCUUAAUUAGUAAUUACAAAGAAUGUACAAAGCCAGAAAAGAGAAGCUAGAAAAAGAAAUGUUCUUUGAAAAGUAAAGAUAUUUGCUUUCAUAAUAAAAUCAAAAACAAGGAUCUAAGAAAGUACUACCAUUUAGUUUUGAUGAAAAAAAUUAAAAGAAAAAGCUUCCUUAAGAAGAAAGAAAGUUAAUAGGUCAUGUUGAUAUAAAUAUAACAAAAACUAAAAAGGGAAAAAUCACUCUGCAUGAAGGAGAUAAUGCAUCUGAAUUAGCCUAUAAUUUUUCUAAGAUAUAUAAUAUUUCAAGUGAAAUGACUGAGACUUUAUCUGACAUGCUUUAGCAGUAUUUAGAUAAAUAUUAUGAAUAAAAAACAUAAAAAUGA
Molecule: messenger RNA, 2445 nt
Organism: Tetrahymena thermophila SB210
Lineage: Eukaryota; Ciliophora; Oligohymenophorea; Hymenostomatida; Tetrahymenidae
Exons: 3
Source: RefSeq, a predicted model, not a curated record